UUGGCAUUAGGGUUUUUACACAAUAUAACUGCAGAAAAUGUUGAAGAGUGUGUUGAAUCAAAGGAGUUUCAGACCACCGGCAAUAUUUUAGUGUGUAACAUGCCUAGAAAUUUUCAAAGAAAGGAAUCUGGAAAUGGUGAAAAAAAGCUGCGGAUAUUCUGUUACAAAGGUGGAAAAAUCAGGCUCACAAGACUCUGGACGAAUCCUAUGGUUAAGAUCAAGAUAGCCGAUGAUCAGUAUGAAGUGUUCAAAGGUCAGAAUGACAGUGAUGUAUAUAGACAAUACCAGGCUUCAGCUACCAGCUGGUUCAACCUUAUGCCCUGGAAGACAGAGGCCGUGAAUAUGAAGCCGUUCACAAACUCGUGUAUGGGGAUAGCAACUAGCUUGGAUUAUGAGAUAGAGUUUAGAAUCAAAGUUGUUGAUCCAUGGUUAGUGAGCUACUUCAUCAUAGGGAUCAUCCUGUUCCUCUCUGCCAAGAGACUCAGUAGGAAUGUUUUGUUCUACUAUGGGACAGGUGUUUCUGUGGGUUUGUGUGCAUCUCUCCUCAUCGUAGUCUUCAUAUUCAGCCGGCUUAUACCUGGAAAGAAACCUGUAGUUUACACAUUCCUGAUGGGGGGCUGGUCUGUGAGUCUCUACUUCAUUCAGUAUUUAUGGGAAAACAUCCAGGGAAUACUAGAGACAUACUCUCAUUUCGUCAUAGGUUACUUCCUGAUUGCUGGACUGAUAAGUUUCGCAAUAUGUUACUGGAAAGGCCCCAUUGAGGAUAUAAGGAGUCGCAAUCUUAUUAAAUGGACUAUUCAGCUAUCAGGGCUGAUAUGUAUGUACAAUAGCAUGCAGAUUCCUGAAGUAUCUGUGUUUAUUAUGGUCACCAUUCUCAUCAUCCAUAACUUCCCAUACUCUGUCACAUAUUCCAUCAAAACCUGGUGGAGGAGGCGCUUUCCGCCGAAAAUCCGUCUGCUAAGUGAAGCAGAGUACAUAAGGCAGGGAGAUAAGGAGACUCGGAAAGCUUUAGAAGAACUCAAGGAAUACUGCAGGAGUCCACAAUGUGAUGCCUGGAAAACCAUCAGCAGAUUGGGCACACCACAAAGAUUUGCUAACUGGAUGGAAGGAGACUCACACCUGACAGAUGACGAGAUCUUGAAUUAUGAUAUUGACCCCACACCCCCUAUACCCUUGGAUCCCUAUGAUGAGACAGAAUCUGACAUUGACUUUGCUCUAGGCACAGAAUAAAAUCUGGAUACCAAUGACCAUCACAUGGUUUCAAGUGCACAUGCACUUUCAUAUGGACAAUCUUGCCAGUCGAUGUAUUGUAUGCUAUACAGGAAUUGGAGAAUCAAAGAAACUGGCAUUUUGAAAGUGUAACAUCAAAUAUGGUGAAAGACUGAAAGUCAAGGAUGGAAAAUGAUCUCUGUAUUAUAUGUCAAAGACUUGCUCAUUAUUGUAUAUAUGUAUAUUUAGACAGAAUCAAAAUUCAGUUGAUUCAGUUGUACAGUAACUCAAAAAAACUUAACGCAUUUUUUGUGAAAGCAAAAUGUAUUUGUAUACUGACUAUUUUUCUGGCUAUGGUUGUUCAUUUGACCAUGCAAUACAUGCAAUAUGGCAUUUAAACAUAUGGUUCAUAAAAUACUAUUUUUAUUUAGAAAUGUUUUCACAUGAAUAAUGAAUGCACAAACUAUGCAAUAUGAAUUUAUUUAUUUCAAAGUUGUAUGGCAGCUAAACAGAACAAAAAGUUUAGAUUUAUUGAUACUGUACCCCAUGGGGAAAUCUGCUCACAUAGAAUGAUAAACUACUGGG
Molecule: messenger RNA, 1794 nt
Organism: Owenia fusiformis
Lineage: Eukaryota; Metazoa; Annelida; Polychaeta; Sabellida; Oweniidae
Source: the annotation of a GenBank genome assembly